This is a messenger RNA of Sinocyclocheilus rhinocerous, 1217 nucleotides long. RefSeq names its product glypican-3-like. Gene Ontology annotation, cellular component: cell surface; plasma membrane; extracellular region. The record is from RefSeq and is a predicted model, not a curated record. NCBI's taxonomy places the organism in Eukaryota, Metazoa, Chordata, Actinopteri, Cypriniformes, Cyprinidae. Bases 339 to 1217 code for a protein of 292 amino acids. Gene Ontology annotation, biological process: cell migration; positive regulation of canonical Wnt signaling pathway; regulation of protein localization to membrane. The transcript is spliced from 4 exons.
AGAGUCCAAUACCAUACGGACUUCUUCUGUAACCGGUUCAUUGAAAUAAUGCAAGAGUCAUGUGUAAAUCGCGCUGUCCUGCCUUAAACCGGGAAAUGUGACCUUGAUUUGUGAGCAUGAAGUUUGGGUCUGUUAAUGAGCUGGAGAUGAAGAGCUCCACAGGACUCUCCUCACACUCACUUCAGUGAUGCCGCCGCUGAAUCCAGCACAUCGCUUUCUGCUCACUUCAAGCAACGCAGAUCGUUCAUGCUCUCUUCAUUUGCGCUUGUAAUCAGAUCUAUCAUCAGGAAGCCUUUUUGCGCCAUAUAUCUCUUUACUUCAGCGCAUUUGGACUCAUAAUGUCUAGACUGAAGUUGAACGGUGCACUGAUUCUGUGCGUCCUGAUGCUGCCGUUCUCUCGGCCGAACAGUCAGGUGCUGGACUGUCGCGAAGUGCGCUCGUCUUUUCAGUUUUUGUACCCGGGGAUGAAAUGGACCCCAGAAACGCCAGUCUCAGGCUCAGAUCUGCAGGUGUGCCAGCCGAAAGGCCUGACCUGCUGUUCUCGAAAAAUGGAGGAGCGCUACUUGCUCAUUGCCAAACAGAAUAUGGAGUCCAGUCUCCAGGCCACCAGCGCCCAGCUGAAAGUUCUCAUCAUUCAGAAUGCCGCCCUCUUUCAAGAGGCUUUUGACAUGGUGCUCCGUCUGGGUCAUAAUUCCACUCUGACGCUGUUACGGGAGGAGUUUCCCAAUUUGGGGGCCGGAGCCAGUGGAGCCGUCACACAGUUAUUCCUGGAAAUGUCCCUCUACAUCCUGGGCUCUGAUGCUAACGUAAACGACAUGGUCUCAACCUUCUUCUCCCGACUUUUUCCUUUCACCUACCAGCGUCUCCUUGGCAACGGGGCAGUGACAAGCAUCUCGGAGGAAUGCCUCCGUGGGGCCUGGAGUGGAACCUCUGCAUUCGGAUCGUUUCCCAAGAUGAUGAUGACCCGGCUGUCUCGCUCGCUCCUGGCCACUCGGGUCUUCCUGCAAGCGCUGAACCUGGGCAUCGAAGUGGUCAACACCACCCAGCACCUGCGUGCGGGCAGGGACUGCGGCCGCUCGCUGCUGAAGCUCUGGUACUGCCCGCACUGUCAAGGCCUGCUGGAGGCCCGGCCGUGCCGCUCACUGUGUGUCAGCACCAUGGGGGCGUGUCUGGGGGGAGGUACAGCCCCAGUGACAGCUUUUGUACCAUUUUUAUAA